AUGGAGCUGAACAAAGAAUUCUCCAAAGGUGUGAUUGACGGCAUCGAGACUCUGUGGCACGACAAAGACGAAGAGCUGCUGGACUUCACGGUGAAGGUCGGGGAGAGAGAGUUCCGGUGCCACAGGUUUGUUUUGGCGGCGUCAUCCCAGUUUUUCCGUGGACUUUUUAGAUCCGGGAUGAGAGAAACGGAAACAAAAAGUGUUGAGCUGCAAGAUAUUUCCAGAGAAACUUUUGAGCUUGUUUUGAAAGUCGCGUACACAUGUAAGGAUGUGAUCGAUGAUAGAAAUGUCUUCGAUCUGUGGCACGCGGCCAAUCAGCUUCAGAUCAAAUAUUUGAUCGAAGAAUGCGAAAAAUUUGUCCUGAAGAUUCUGUCAUUGGAUACGUUUGAGGAAAUUUACAAAAACUCCAAAAUGUUAGAUUCUUUUGAUGUUUUGAGAAAAACAAUUUCUUUUAUGAUUGCAAAUUUUAACUCUUGCAGGAAAAGUGAAACGGUUUUAAGGCUGACAAAAGAUGAAAUCGUUGAAGUGGUUAGAAGUCCGGAUCUAGUUGUGAAAACUGAGGAUUUUGUUCUUGAGUACAUCUUGAAUUGGGUCAAAUUCGACCCAACAAAGAGCUGUUUAAUAAAAUCAAACGACGUGGUUCAACCGGCUAGAAUAACCAGGAAGACAAAACCAGAUGACGAGAUAAUUGUUGCCACUAGAGGUACAGAAGAUAAAGCAAUCCAGAGUGACGAUGGCUUCACCAGAACCUCUACAGAGGAUACUUCACUGGAAUUUGACCUGGAACGUUUGAAGACUGACGCAGACCCAACUUUAGAUUCAGCAGAUAGAGAGAAUUCGGAAAAUUCUGACCACUAUCUUGAAGAGCAGUCUCAAUACCAAUAG
This is a messenger RNA of Physella acuta, 885 nucleotides long. RefSeq names its product kelch-like protein 40b. Gene Ontology annotation, molecular function: protein binding. NCBI's taxonomy places the organism in Eukaryota, Metazoa, Mollusca, Gastropoda, Physidae. The record is from RefSeq and is a predicted model, not a curated record.